GUGGCAUGAUGCCCUCAGCAGUGCAAGGAAGCAGACCGAAGCCUUCGGCGGAGCAAGGAAGCCGGAGCAAUGUCCUUGGCAGAGCAAGGAAGCCAGAGCGACGUCCUCAGCAGAGCAAGGAAGCAGAGCGACGCCUUAAGCAGAAUAAGGAAGCAGAGCGACGCCCUUGGCAGAACAAGGAAGUGGCGCAAAGCCCUCGGCAGAGCAAGGAAGCAGAGCGACACCCUUAGCAGAGCAAGGAAGUGGCAUGAAGCCCUCGGUGGAGCAAGGAAGCAGAUUGAUGCCAUCGGCAGAUCAAGGAAGCAGAGUGAUGCCAUCGGCAGAUCAAGGAAGCAGAGUGAUGCCCUUGACAGAGCAAGGAAGCCAGAGCGAUGUCCUUGGUGGAACAAGGAAACAGAGUGAUGCCCUUGGCAGAGCAAGGAAGUGGCACGGCACCCUCAGCAGAGCAAGGAAGCAGAGCAAUGCCCUUGACGGAGCAAGGAAGUUGGCACAACAUCCUCAGUGGAGCAAGGAAGCAGCGCAAUGCCCUCGGCAGAACAAGGAGGCCAGAUCAACGUCCUUGGUGGAGCAAGAAAACCGGAGUGAUGUCCUUGGCGGAGCAAGGAAGCAGCACCCUCAGCAUCCUCAGCACCCAAAAUAUAAAUGCAGCAGAUUUUUUCAGUGUCCAGGAAGCCCUCCUGGAAAAGUCCCGCCUGGUGUGGAAGGAAAUGACAAAGAAUGGCUCGAUGCCAUGCGCUCCCUCAGAAAACCAAGAUGGAAUCAUUUCCAACCCUUCCUUCCUCACCGAGGGCGUCACUCUGCCUCCUUGCUCUACAGAGGAAGUCAUGAGGACGUCCCCCUAUCCCAGAGAGGACACCAUUAUGGCUCACAGCCUCAUUAUAGGCGUCACUCUGCCUCCUUGCUCCGCCGAGGACAUCACUAUGCCUCCCGCCUCCUCUUCGGACAUCGUGCUGAGGAUGUCACUCCACCCCAUUGCUUCGCAGUUUCUUACAACAGCUGCUGCUUAAGUGAGAACAGACAAGUACUUGCAUAACCUACGGCACCCUGAGGCUUUGAGGAACAUGUCACAUGAAAUAAAAUGAAGGCCACGUGCAAGCACAUGCUCUGCAGAAAAUGUAUGCUAAUAGACCCAAAACCAUAAUAAAGCCAAUGUGUGUCAAAAUAGAUUUUGGUUCAUGCCAACAGCAAGAUUUUUUUUUUUACAUGUUAAGGUUUACAGAUCCAAAAUCCACAACAUUUUAUGGAAGUGCAAACUGUAAACAGGUGGAGUAAAUCUUUUAUCUGCAUUAUGUAUUCAGGUCGGCGUCUUUGUUUUCAUAUCAUGACCUCAGUAACUGUCACAGAAAUAAACAUUACAGUUGAGAAAGUUAAAAAAAA
Messenger RNA from Neoarius graeffei (lesser salmon catfish), 1377 nucleotides. RefSeq lists its product as uncharacterized. Lineage: Eukaryota; Metazoa; Chordata; Actinopteri; Siluriformes; Ariidae. The record is from RefSeq and is a predicted model, not a curated record. The transcript has 2 exons. Bases 372 to 1007 code for a protein of 211 amino acids.